Molecule: messenger RNA, 1053 nt
Organism: Parathielavia appendiculata
Lineage: Eukaryota; Fungi; Ascomycota; Sordariomycetes; Sordariales; Chaetomiaceae
Exons: 4
Coding region: 1-1053 (350 amino acids)
Source: RefSeq, a predicted model, not a curated record
AUGGCAACAAUGACGGACCACGCGGCCAUCAAAAUGACGCAGCCACGAGAAACCCGGGCGACGACCGAUUUCGAGACGGAUUACCAGCCAGUCAAUUGGAAGAGGGUGUUCCUGGCCCCCAAGUAUCUGGUGCUCUGGAUCAUCGCCGUCAUCAUUCUCGUUCUUACGAUCAUCAUCACUGUCCGUCACGACGAAGUAGUCGCGCACCUCCGACCGUGGGCGGAGAAAGUCCGAGACCUCCCAGCGGGGUGGUUAAUACCGAUCGUCAUACUGAUCAUCAUCUCCUUUCCGCCGCUAUUCGGUCACGAGAUAGUAGCGCUUCUAUGCGGCGUGGUAUACGGGCUGUGGAUUGGCUUCGGGAUCGUGGCGGCUGGGACGUUUCUGGGAGAGCUUGGCACCUGGUUCGCCUUCCAGUACCUCUUCCGGCGCAAAGCCGAAAAGCUCGAACGAACAAACAUCAACUACGGCGCUUUGGCCCGGCUGACCCGUGAUGGCGGUUUUUGGAUCGUGCUCUUAAUCCGCUUCUCCGCCAUCCCUUCGCACUUCUCCACCGCCGUCUUCUCAACCUGCGACGUCAACUUCUGGGCCUUCGCCCUCGCCACCUUCCUGACACUGCCCAAACAGAUCUUCCUCGUUUACCUCGGCGUGCUGUUGCUGCAAGACAAGCCCGACCACUCGGCCAAGAACAUCGUGUUCGGCAUUGCUUUCGCAGUGACAAUCGUCAUGGCUGCGUACAUCUGGUACAAGAUGCGCCAGAUCAAAGUGGUGCUGCUGGCGGAGCAGGCGGAGCGGAGGAAGGCAGCGCUGGGGGUGCCUGUGAUGUCGGAUGACGACGCGGGACUCGAAGGAACGGAGCAAGGGGAGAUCCAGAGUGGGAGGUCUUAUGUGGUUCUUGCGCAGGAGGAGGCGGAUAUUGGCGUGGCGAGGACGACGAAUUCAAGGGAACCGCUGGUGGCGCCGCAGUAUCCACUGUAUCGGUCGGAUCUGGAGUAUCAAGGAGCAGGGAGGGACCACAUGGGUAGAGAAGCUGUGAGAGAACAGACAUGGGUAUGA